Spodoptera litura is the source of this 1547-nucleotide messenger RNA. It is a transcript of the gene BckdhB, whose product is annotated as Branched chain keto acid dehydrogenase E1 subunit beta. Gene Ontology annotation, biological process: branched-chain amino acid catabolic process; response to nutrient. Gene Ontology annotation, cellular component: oxoglutarate dehydrogenase complex. NCBI's taxonomy places the organism in Eukaryota, Metazoa, Arthropoda, Insecta, Lepidoptera, Noctuidae. The record is from RefSeq and is a predicted model, not a curated record.
UUCAUACGGUUUAUUUAACGCUGAUAUUAACCCUUAAAAUGGAGUUAACAAAGUUUAAAAUGGAAAAAUAUCGAAACGACAAUAUCACUAACAUUGAUCAUGAACGGCAUGAACAUGAACUAAUGAAAACAAGAAUGAGAAUGUUUAGCGUUUCGUCAUUCGACCGGUUAUCAACGAAUUUUAAUCAAAGCGCAACUAAUUACAAUUGUAGAUAAGAUGUAUUACCUAAUUUAUUAAUCAUUUCUACUGGGGGCAAUACGCACGUCGCCAUUAUCGUUAAAAAUGGCCAGUUUAGUGACGAAAAAGAGUGUUUUGUUAGCGAGAUUAGUUAAAAAUGUUGGCGAUUGUACUAAAAGAUUGUCUUCUCACUUUAUUUAUUAUCCUGACAAUGAUAAACCUGUGGAAGGAGAGACUACAAAGAUGAACAUGAUGCAGGCUAUCAACAAUGCCAUGGACCUCACGCUGAAGAAUGACCCCACGGCUGUACUGUUUGGUGAAGACGUAGCCUUCGGUGGGGUCUUCCGAUGUGCACUUGGAUUACAGGAGAAGUAUGGCAAGGACCGUGUGUUCAACACUCCGCUGUGUGAGCAGGGCAUCGCAGGGUUCGGUAUAGGACUGGCCACAGCCGGAGCUACUGCUAUUGCGGAGAUACAGUUUGCUGAUUACAUAUUCCCAGCUUUUGACCAGAUAGUAAACGAAGCAGCGAAGGCUCGCUACCGCUCGGGGGGCCAGUUUGACUGCGGAGCGCUCACCAUCCGGACUCCGUGCAGUGCCGUGGGACACGGUGGACUGUACCACUCACAGAGCCCCGAGGCUUUCUUCGCACAUGUGCCUGGACUUAGGGUGGUAGUGCCCCGUGGUCCAAUCACAGCUAAAGGUCUGCUACUAUCGUGCAUCAGAGAGAAGGAUCCUUGCGUAUUCCUGGAACCUAAGAUCCUCUACCGAUCUGCUGCUGAAGAGGUUCCAGUCGAGGAUUACACCAUACCACUUGGCAAGGCUCAGGUCUUGAGAGAAGGCUCGGCGGCGACGUUGGUGGGGUGGGGCACGCAGGUGCACGUGUUGCUGGAGGUGGCCGCGCUGGCCGAGGCCCAGCUCGGGGCGCGCUGUGACGUCAUCGACCUACAGUCCAUCCUGCCCUGGGACGAAGACACUGUCUGUAACUCCGUAAAGAAAACUGGUCGUUGUCUCAUCGCUCACGAAGCACCUCUGACAUCAGGAUUUGGAGCUGAACUAGCUGCUACUAUUCAGGAGGAGUGCUUCUUACACCUGGAGGCUCCUAUCGCCCGCGUGACGGGCUGGGACGCUCCGUUCCCUCACGUCUUCGAACCAUUCUACCUCCCGGACAAGUGGCGGUGCUACCAGGCUCUCACUGAAAUACUAAACUACUAAAUACAAUUAAUAAUAACGCUAUCUACUAGUUUAGCACUACAUCACAUUUUCCUCGUAACAUGGUAUUUUUAAGAUAUUUUAUAACAUUGUUGAAUAAAGGCUAUAGUUAGAUAAGUUAUGCAAAAUAAUGUUUAUUAAAAUCAUUUCUGUAUGUCUUC